Messenger RNA from Oppiella nova, 976 nucleotides. Lineage: Eukaryota; Metazoa; Arthropoda; Arachnida; Sarcoptiformes; Oppiidae. The record is from the annotation of a GenBank genome assembly.
UAAUAUUAAUUUGUUAAGUAUUAAAAUUAAAGUAAUUUAAUAAGUGUACAUAGCUUCCAUAUACUCAAUGUAUAAGGGUGCUAGGUUCAACAUCACUUAAAUGUAACUAUCAAUUUACAAACUAUUUACAUAACAUUGUUUAAAAUGUUUGAAAUAUUAUCAACACAUACUGUAUACUGUUCAAAGUUUACAAUAUAAAUACACUACAGUUAUAUUUAUAAAGUUAUUUCAAAUACCUUUUAUAAUAGUAUAUUAUAAUUGUGCAAAUUAAUACAUGCUACUAGCAUCAAUCAACAAACUCGUCAGGCAUACAAUGGCUUUUAAUGAUGAGAGGGCUCGCUAUCUAUCGAUGUCAUUGACUGAGAAGCGACGGGAAUACCAGUGCGGCGACAGCUACAUGACAUUGGCGUCAAUACAAACACUGAGACAAUCAACGAAUGGAGUAAAGGAUUCAUUGGACGACUCGAUGGACUCAUUGUGUGAUAAGAUAUCGGUGUUUGUCGGCGACAUAACUACCCUCGAAGUCGAUGCUAUUGUCAACGCCGCUAAUAAACACCUGAUGCCGGGCGGUGGAGUCCAUAGACAGCACACAUACGGCAUGCCAUCAGUGAUCGAGCCGUUUGAACAUAGAAUCUCCGGUAUAAUAGCCAUCAGAAUCGGGAUUAUAAUGACAGCUAUACUACCGGCGCUAACACUACUACCACUACUACUACCGGUGCUGUCGACGACCUAUGACAUACAGGACCUACCGCUCAGUCCACGGCAGGUGCAGACAAAAUACGGUACCCUUCGCGGCGUAAUCAUACCGUUACGCUCGCCUACCAGUGCCACGUCGACACUACUGGCCUCCCUGUCCCCAGUGGAGGCGUUUUUCGGUGUGCCCUACGCCGCGCCGCCUAUAAAAACGCUGAGAUUUAUGCCGCCCGUGACUCUGUCAAAGUGGAGGGGCGUACGACUGGCCACCCGGUACUCCCCC